Molecule: messenger RNA, 1488 nt
Organism: Daldinia childiae
Lineage: Eukaryota; Fungi; Ascomycota; Sordariomycetes; Xylariales; Hypoxylaceae
Product: Cytochrome b2, mitochondrial
Exons: 4
Coding region: 1-1488 (495 amino acids)
Molecular function (GO): heme binding; oxidoreductase activity
Source: RefSeq, a predicted model, not a curated record
AUGGCAGAGAGGCUCAUUAGCGCCGAGGAAGUCGUGAAGCAUACCACGCCCGAGAGUUGUUGGGUGGUGUUGUACGGGAAUGUCUAUGAUGUAACCGAGUUCCUACCGUCGCACCCCGGCGGUUCCAAGAUCAUCUUACAGCUCGCCGGUCGAGAUGCGACGGACGAGUACGAUCCCAUACACCCUCCGGGUACACUAGAGGAAAAUCUUAAGCCUGAGGCUAAAUUGGGUCGAAUUGACCCUCAGACUAUAGUCCAGGCCAGCAAACCAGCUGCUAAGGAGGAAAAUAAGGAUGUAGAAGGUCCGCCACCUAUGGAGAGUCUACUAAAUCUCAAUGAGAUAGAGGAGGUUGCUACGAAACGUAUGCCUGAAAAAGCAUGGGCCUAUUAUUAUUCUUCCAGCGAUGACACAAUUUCCAAGUCUUUUAACAAUGCUGUUUAUAAGGACAUCCUACUGCGGCCACGAGUCUUCAUCGACUGUACUAAAUGUGAUUCUUCUACGACUUUGCUAGGACACAAGGUCGACAUACCGAUAUUCGUCGCACCAGCCGCGAUGGCCCGAUUAGGCCAUCCCGACGGUGAAGCCGGCAUUGCUCGGGCCUGUAGCCGAUUCAACGCUCUCCAAGUGAUCUCGAACAACGCCUCCAUGACGCCUGAGCAAAUCGUCGCAGACGCAAUACCAGGGCAGAUUUUCGGCUGGCAGCUGUACGUGCAGAACGACCGGGCCAAGAGCGAAGCCAUGCUAGCCCGCAUCAACCGCAUGUCCGACAAGUUCAAGUUCAUCUGUCUGACGCUAGACGCGCCGGUCCCCGGCAAGCGCGAGCUCGACGAGAAGCAAAACUUCAAAAACGCCGUCAAGGUCGCCUCCGGGGUCAAGACCUCGGACGAGCCCAACCGGCCUGGCGGCGGCGGCGUGGGACAGCAGCUCUUCUUCGGCACGGCGUCGGAUCUCACGUGGAAGAUCACGCUGCCGUGGUUGGCGAAACACACGGAUUUGCCGAUCGUGCUGAAGGGUAUACAAACCCACGAGGACGCGUUCCUCGCGGCGAAGUAUGCGCCCCAGGUCAAGGCUGUUAUACUGUCGAAUCAUGGUGGGCGCGCGCUGGAUACCGCGCCGCCUGCUGUGCAUACCCUGCUGGAGAUCCGCAAGCACUGUCCGCAGGUGUUUGAUCAGAUUGAGGUUUGGGUUGAUGGCGGUAUUAAGCGCGGGACUGAUGUGGUUAAGGCGCUAUGUCUGGGUGCUCGGGGUGUAGGAAUUGGCCGGCCUGCUCUAUUCGGGCUCGGAGCUGGGGGACAGAAGGGUGUUGAAAGGACGUUGGAGAUUCUCAAGGCGGAGACAGAGACAUGCAUGAGGUUGCUUGGUGUAGAGAAAGUGAGCGACCUAAGUCCGAGACAUAUCAACUCUAGGAAAGUUGAGAGGGAUAUCUUUGACGGGGAUGCGGGACUAGAGACGUUCGGCUUGUGGGAUAAAGUCAAGUCUAGGCUAUGA